AUGGCAGCCGCUGCGGAAGCACCCAUGUCUCCCCCACCGCCUGGGCCGUUCAACUGGGACAAACCAGACCUAGUUGCGUACUAUUCGGAUGAGGGGGAUGAUGACAAUGAUCAGGAGGUUUACGGGUCGGACUGGAUUGGCGAAGACGGUGACGGAGAGGGUAACGACGGACAGGGCGACAGCGGGGAGGGAGGCAACAACGACGGUGGGAACGAAGAUGCUGCUGGUGAUCAGGGCAAUAACACCGCCCAGAAUGACGGCAUAACCGACGAUGAAUCCCAGCGUCCAGUCCCACUUGACUGGAAUACCUACGACUCGGAGGACGACGAGUGGGCGCAGCAGUUCAAGUGCAUAAUUUGUCCCAGGGACAAGCUGCCUUUCGCAAGAAGCAAUAAUUUGCGUAAGCACCAGCAGGAUAUUCACCUGAGACCCAAGCAGCGAACGCGCCAGUUUUGGGCUCAGCGCAAAGCCAAGCUGGUGGCACUCGAGCAGUCAAGUCCCGCCCUUGCGGCACAGUUGAAAGAGCAACGCACCAGGCGUAGACGGAAACUCGAUCAACGAGCGCAGAACCACCAGAACUCUGUCGCUCCAGCUCCGAACCAAGCCAGGUUUGCCCCUGUGAAACGCUCUUCUCGACUUGCCAACCCGAAGCUGAGCCAGCACCAGGGAAAUGCCGGUCAACGACCAAUCGUACCAGCCAACAUUAGCCAACGGGUGCAAACCCAUGCUAGACCUGGGCCAAUGACCCUUUUGAUGCGACAGCACGUUGGCAUGGAACAGACUGCGCAGUUGGAGAAUAUCCCACAGGCCAAUGCUGUUCAACCUGGCAACCUUGGGACAGGAAGCAUCACCCAGGGUCACCCGACCCCGUCAGUCCCCAUCUCUCGUUACCCUGCCGUUCCACUUGAUCAUAAUCAGGUCCAGGCCGGUGCUGGGAUUAUUGCGCCCAACUAUCUAGCGUCUGGAAACGCUGGAAUCUCAUCUCAGCCUCCCAUUCUUCGUUCUCACGGGCAAACUGGCAACCGCCACCACACGCCUCACCCCUCCGGACCAGCCCAAGGUAUUCAGCGCACUGAGGAUGUUCUGCUUAGUGAACAGAACCUGGCUGCUGUGAGAAGCGGGCAUCUGCAGCAACGCCAGUAUGGCCGGCGCAGUGUGGACGACAGUACAGGUCUGCCAAUUCUGGCCUGUAUGACAUCAACACCCCAACCCAUCUUAUGUAUGGCCUUGGAACUACAAACAACAUUCAGCCUCGGCUCGGGAAUCCAUAUCAGCAUGGCCAGGCUGGUGGAUAUGGCAGCGGCUACAGCCAGGGCAAUGUUUCGGGUCAGAACACUGGUUACCUACAUGGCCCCAACACUGGCUAUGUCCAGAACACCGGCUAUGUCCAGAACACCGGCUAUUUCCACGACAAUGCCUAUGUCCAUAACACCGGUUACGUACCCAAUUCCGGUUAUGUCCCCAGCAACAGGUAUGGCCGGAGGGCCAGCUACGACCCAGACAAUAUCUACGACCUGA
Molecule: messenger RNA, 1518 nt
Organism: Podospora anserina S mat+
Lineage: Eukaryota; Fungi; Ascomycota; Sordariomycetes; Sordariales; Podosporaceae
Exons: 1
Coding region: 1-1518 (505 amino acids)
Source: RefSeq, a predicted model, not a curated record